Camelina sativa (false flax) is the source of this 1601-nucleotide messenger RNA. Its product is annotated as DNA repair protein recA homolog 2, mitochondrial. Lineage: Eukaryota; Viridiplantae; Streptophyta; Magnoliopsida; Brassicales; Brassicaceae. The record is from RefSeq and is a predicted model, not a curated record. Gene Ontology annotation, molecular function: ATP-dependent DNA damage sensor activity; ATP binding; single-stranded DNA binding. Gene Ontology annotation, biological process: DNA repair.
CACUACGCUGCUUUAAGGUCUCUUUGACCAUGGCGGAAACUGGAGAUCGUUGGUAGUAGAACAGGAGAAGACAACACAACUGUGGAAAUUGAAAUCAACCAGCGAGUUAAAACCAUUCCGACCAAAGAGUUUGAGGAGGAGGAAGAGCCGGGUCUGUUGACACACGCGCCGCCGGAAGAAGAACGGGGCAUGGGUCGACUCUCAUGGGCAAGUCCGGUUCAGAGAUUCCGUUUCUUCUCUUACUUAACUCAGCAGAAGGGAACAAGAAGUGUUUUGCCUUGCUCUGGCUAUAGAAAUCGGUAUCUUUCGUCUCUAGUUGAAGCUUCAGAUUGUGAACUUGAUGAAGUUCCAGAUGAUAGCAAAGUAGCGGAGAAAGACACUGCUCUACAUUUAGCAUUAUCACAGCUUUCGGGUGAUUUUGAUAAAGGCUCCAAGUUGUCAUUGCAGCGGUUUCUCAGAAAAAGGAGAGUUUCUGUGAUACCCACUGGUUCCCUUAACCUUGAUCUUGCUCUUGGAGUUGGAGGAUUGCCAAAGGGAAGAAUGGUUGAGGUUUACGGAAAAGAAGCUUCUGGAAAGACAACUCUAGCUCUUCAUAUCAUCAAGGAAGCUCAAAAGCUUGGAGGUUAUUGUGCUUAUCUUGAUGCUGAGAAUGCCAUGGAUCCUUCUCUAGCUGAAUCAAUAGGUGUGAACACGGAGGAGCUUCUGAUAUCACGACCUGAUUCUGCUGAAAAGAUGCUAAGUAUUGUCGAUAUGCUAACCAAAAGUGGGUCAGUAGACGUAAUUGUGGUUGACAGUGUUGCUGCUCUUGCCCCUCAAUGUGAACUUGAUGUUCCUGUAGGAGAAAGAUACAAAGACGCACAAUCAAGAAUAAUGACGCAGGCGCUCAGAAAAAUCCACUACUCAAUUGGCUAUUCUCAGACACUGAUCGUUUUUCUUAAUCAGGUCAGAUCACAUGUCAAAUCAAGCAUGCGUUUCCCCCACGCUGAAGAAGUGACUUGUGGAGGAAACGCAUUGCCGUUUCACGCAGCUAUACGUCUCAAAAUGAUAAGAACUGGGCUAAUAAAGACUGGCAAUAAGAUAAGUGGUCUCAAUGUCUGCGUUCAAGUAGUGAAGAAUAAACUGGCGCCAGGAAAGAAGAAAUCUGAAUUGGGAAUUCACUUUGGUCAUGGUUUCUAUGUGGAGAGAGAAGUAUUAGAAUUGGCUUGUGAGCAUGGAGUUAUCAUAAGAGAAGGAACUAGCUAUUUCAUCGAAGGCGAGGUCAUUGAUGGGAAAGACGCAGCUGAGAAGUAUCUGGUUGAAAAUAAAGAGGUUCUUGAUACUGUUGUCGAAAUCCUGAGAAACCAGCUUUUCAAGAUGUGAGAGAGAGAAGACUGUUUCUGUAGAGCCAAACAAAUGUGUAUGUUUCGAUAGAGCCAAACACCAGUUGAGCUGCUUUUUCAUCAACCUCGGCUUCCCUAUUAAGCAACGUGUAACUAAAAGGGGGGUCAGAGAAGACAUGACAAAGCUAGUUGUUGUUAGAUGUUAUCAUAGGUACUGUUCUUGCUAGAGAUUAUCAUGUGCUGCAGAUAUUCCUGUUUCAUUAUAAAGCAUUAUUUCUUUUU